Messenger RNA from Ylistrum balloti, 3347 nucleotides. RefSeq names its product dual specificity protein phosphatase 3-like. Gene Ontology annotation, cellular component: cytoplasm. Bases 104 to 706 code for a protein of 200 amino acids. Gene Ontology annotation, biological process: protein dephosphorylation; negative regulation of MAPK cascade. The record is from RefSeq and is a predicted model, not a curated record. NCBI's taxonomy places the organism in Eukaryota, Metazoa, Mollusca, Bivalvia, Pectinida, Pectinidae. Gene Ontology annotation, molecular function: protein tyrosine/serine/threonine phosphatase activity; MAP kinase phosphatase activity. The transcript is spliced from 4 exons.
AGGAUUUACAGACGUAAUAAGCGAGGGUUUCUGUUGCUGCUGUCGUCAAUGAGAACACACGAUUGAGCUUUGUUCAACUUGAGGACAGAUCAUUGAAGUAGUCAUGGCAACAGAGACAACACCAGACUAUCCUUGCACACCGGAGGAGUUGACGGAUAUUAUCACAAGUCCUUGUGGUGGUCUUUGUAUGAUGCCAUCUGACGCUUACAAUGAGGUCUUCCCCAAUAUCUUUAUAGGCGAGGAAUCAAUUGCAAAGAACAGAAUGGGCCUUAAGGGAAUUGGAAUUACCCACAUUUUAAACGCAGCAGAGGGGAAUUCUGAUUACCAUGUAAACAUCAAUGCCGAGAUGUACAAACGAGUGGAUAUCAUCUACUACGGAAUCAAGGCCAUGGACCAAAUGAAUUUCCAGUUAACACCAUACUUUGAUAAAUCAGUAGAAUUUAUCCAGCAGGCUAUUGAUGCUGGUGGGAAGGUGAUGGUGAACUGUAAGAUGGGUGCCAGUAGGUCAGCAACACUUGUUCUCGCCUACCUCAUGAUCGAACACCACAUGCCAGUUCAGGAUGCAACACGAUUGGUCAGGUCAAAACGUGAAAUUUGUCCCAAUGAUGGCUUCAUGCAACAGUUAUGUGAUCUCAAUGAACAAUUGAAAAAAGCAGGACAUUUUGACAAAAACCAAGAUGAAAAAACAGACAUUGAACAUGAAUGAUUGAAUUCAGUCAUGGCCAUGGUGUGCUGCCAUCAAUACAGAAAAACAACAAUAAAUGAACUAUUUAGAUCAGUAUGUGACUAGAAAAGUGUUCAUUAAUAGACAAUGGUUGAAUUACAUGUACAUUUCCGAUUUAUGUUCAUGUAGUGAAUCGAAGAACAGCAUCCGUGCCUGAAUCCUGUCUGGAGUACAUCAACUGGGUGCCACUGGAAAAACUGGCCUGACACUAUGUAAAUCAUAUACAUUUAAAAUGUUAGUAGAUGAUCUCAUAAUCAUAAACAUUUUGUAGAAAAUUAAUAGACUACUAGUUCAGUGCUUUGUCAAUACUGAAAACCAUCCAGACACCUAACCUAGACAUCAAUGUUGACAACUAGUCUUUGGUGAAGUGACAAUUCAUACAUUCGUUUAAUUUCAGUAUCAUAUUUAUUGGAUUAUUUUUUUAUCCUUUUUACGACAUAACUUAAAUAACUCUGCAAAUAUUCUUUAAGACAGCAUAUAUGAGCUUAGAUUGACAAAAUCUAAAUGGGCAAUAUUUUGUUAAUGGUGGUUACCCAUAAAGUGUAUUAGAUGAAACUAAGGUGUCACAAUGGAAACAUGUAUUACUAUGGGGUCUUUCAGCCAAUCAGUGAUCUGUUGUGGUAUUACACAUGUUAGCAGGAAAAACAUGAGGGGGAAACAAAAGAAAAUGACUUUUUACUGGUCAAUUUCAAUUACACAGUGUGGAAAACACAUUAAAAACCUGAAUAAAGCAUGUUUUGUCCUUUAAGCUCUUUUUGGUCCUAAGAUGUCAUGAUGAGGCAAGCGUCCUCUACAUUUUUCCCUCUGAAAAUCACUUCUAGCCAUGAAAGACUGAAUAGAUUUAUAAAAAUUUGGUCAGAAGAAUCCCUGGGGAAAGGAGAAGCAGUGGGACUGUGGCUCCCUGGGGACAGAGGGAGGGGUGGGAUCCAAAAGGGAAGAUUUAGCAUGAUUAAUCGUGUUUCUAAUUAACAUUCAGCAUGUCACUUUGUCGUAUCUCUGUUCAAUAUAUUACAAAUAGAUUAGACAUCGCAACUUUCUCAUAUAUACAUUGUUUGGUAUUUAAUUUGUCAAUUUUUACCCCUUCCCUACACUAUUUUGGUAAUUCUGAACCUUAGCCUUGACCAUCUGGUUUUGUGAAAUUUGCCCCUCUCUUGUAUGUUGAUUUUGUAAAUUAUGACCCCUCCCCUAGACUGUUUGGCUUGUGAAUUCUACCCCUCCCACAGAUGAUUUUUUGCCAAUUCUGGCCACCUAUUUCGGUUUGCCAGAAGGGCAUAGAAUGGUGUAGGGGCUCUUAAAUCUGAAUGAGAAAUUUGUAGGCCUCCUGGGAGCUUUGGGGAUGGGCUCGAAAUAGGAAAUUUGAGUUAAAAUUUUGAAAUCUUCAUCUUCAGACAGCUUUGAUAUUUCUGAAUUAUUAUUCUGUGAUGAGGAAUGAUAUUUUUAAGAAACUGUAGGUCUUGGCCCAAUGGGUCUCAAUGGGGGAAAUAGAGCAAAUUCUUUACAAUCCUUUUUAGUUUUAGGAAGGUCAGAAUUUGGACUGGAGCAUCUUUGGGUGAAGAAAUUUUUUUUUUUUUUUUUUAUAAACGGACGUUCGGUCUUCCUCCCCUUGUCCAGGAAGAGCAGGGUCCAAAACGAGAUUCUUUAAAAUGCUUCUGUAGGAAUACCUGGAUUCUGUCCAAAAUUUCUUCUGAAACAUCCUUGAGUGAUGGGGAAUCAAAUUUUGUAUAAGUCAUGAGUCUUUAAGCCCCUGGAACGGAAGGGAUGGGACCAAACAGGAGAAAUACAGCAAUUCUUUAAAUCCUUCUUCUGUAUAAAUGCCUGGGUUCUGUUCUAAUUUAGUCUGAAACAUUCUUGGAUGAAAGAGGAUCUUUGCAUUAAUGGUGGAUCUUGAACCCUUGGGACAGGGUCUGAUAAAGAAAAGAUACCAACUUGUUUACAAUCCUUCUUCUAGGCAUGUCAGAAAUUGUCCUAAUUUGGUCUGGUAGAAUCUUGGGUGAAGGAGAAUCAAUUUAUUUUCUUAAAAAGGUGGGUCUCCGCCCCAUGGGGCAGAAGGGGUGACGCCCAAUAGGAGAAAUAGAGCAAAUUCUUUAAAUUCCUUCUUCUGUCAAAAUGUCUUCAUUCUGUCCCAGUUUGGUGUGAACAUCCUUGGAUGUAUAAACAUCAAUUUUGUAUAAAUAAUGAGUCUUGGCUACGUGGGGUGGGAGGAGUGUGGCCAACAUAGAAAAUAAAUUCUUUAAAAUCCUUCUCCUUCUAUAGGAAUACCAAGAUUCUGUUCCCAUUUAGUCUCAACUCUCCAUGGGUGAAGAGAAUUUGAUUGGAUCUCAUCCUCCUGAGGGCUGACGAUCAAUAGAUUAGAGAGAUGAAAUCUUUGAAAUCCAGUUUUUUAUGUUGCAAGGAUUUUGACCAAAUUAUUCUUGAAACGUCAUAGGGUGAAAAAGUUUGCAGAGGGACUGGGUCAAAUGUGGGAAAUAGAGAUUAAAAUAAAAAAAAUGUAACAAUAUAAUUGUGAAUUAAUAUGAUUUAAGUGAAAGCUAAAAUAUCCAGUUAGGAGAUACAGGCCCAAUGGGCCUGUUUUUGUUUGUUUGUUUUGUCCUAUUUAUAUUCACAUUUUUUCAUAUUAUUAAAA